Messenger RNA from Fibroporia radiculosa, 1296 nucleotides. RefSeq lists its product as uncharacterized. Gene Ontology annotation, biological process: Arp2/3 complex-mediated actin nucleation. Gene Ontology annotation, cellular component: actin cortical patch; Arp2/3 protein complex. NCBI's taxonomy places the organism in Eukaryota, Fungi, Basidiomycota, Agaricomycetes, Polyporales, Fibroporiaceae. The record is from RefSeq and is a predicted model, not a curated record. The transcript is spliced from 9 exons. Gene Ontology annotation, molecular function: actin filament binding. Bases 1 to 1296 code for a protein of 431 amino acids.
AUGUCCCUUCUUGCCCCAAUUAUUUGUGACAAUGGUACAGGAUACUCAAAAGUCGGGUUCGCCGGCAACUCCGAUCCUUCCUUUGUAUUUCCAACAGCAAUAUCUACUCGCGGACCUGUACAACAGCCAACCCGCUCGGGGCCUGCUGUCCCCCCAAGACCAGGAAAUCUCGCGUCCAAGCGCGGAGUGGAGGACCUCGAUUUCUUCAUCGGCGACGAGGCUCUAGCGAAUGCGCAGACGCCUGGAUAUGGCGUGUAUUAUCCAAUCAGACAUGGGCAGAUUGAGAAUUGGGAUCACAUGGAGCGGUACUGGGAGCAAACCAUCUUCAAGUACCUUCGUGCAGAGCCGGAGGACCACUAUUUUCUGCUGACCGAACCACCUCUCAAUCCUCCGGAGAACCGCGAACAGACAGCCGAAAUAUUCUUCGAGUCAUUCAACAUUAAGGGGCUCUACAUCGCCGUUCAGGCCGUCCUCGCGCUUGCCGCGUCCUGGUCUUCGAACCGUGUCACUGAUCGCACUCUCACCGGCACGGUCAUUGAUUCGGGUGACGGUGUUACUCACGUUAUUCCGUGUGCUGAUGGCUAUGUCAUCGGUAGCGCAAUCAAGCACAUCCCCAUUGCUGGCCGUGAUAUAUCGCAAUUUGUGCUAAAUCUCAUGCGUGAACGCGGAGAUAUGGCUUCUGUGCCACCAGAGGAUCAGCUGAAGAUUGCGGGUAAAGUGAAGGAGAACUUCAGUUACGUCUGCCAGGAUAUUGUGAAGGAAUUCAGAAAGUACGACCAGGAACCAUACAAGUACUUCGAGCGAUAUGAGGGCGAGCAUACAGUAACAGGGCGGAAAUAUUCUGUAGAUGUUGGCUACGAGCGAUUCUUGGCUCCUGAGAUAUUCUUUAAUCCUGAGAUUUACUCCUCUGAUUUCUUGACGCCUCUUCCUGAGGUUGUCGACAAUGUCAUUCAACAGUCUCCUAUCGACGUCCGGCGUGGUCUCUACAAGAACAUUGUGCUGUCGGGAGGUUCCACCAUGUUCCAACACUUCGGCCAGCGUCUCAAGCGGGAUUUGAAACAGCUUGUAGACCGCAGGCUCGAUGCAAGCAUGAUGGCGAGCGGAAGUCAACUUCGCUCGUCUGGUGUUGAUGUUGAUGUCAUUUCGCACAAGCGUCAGCGCUACGCCGUAUGGUUCGGUGGUUCCCUCCUUGCUUCCUUGCCGGAAUUCUACAGUUCCUGCCACACAAAGGCGCAAUACGAUGAGAUCGGGCCUAGCAUUUGCCGGCGAUACCAAAUCUUUGGAAGCGCAACCUAG